AUGCAACACCUCACACAGGAGCUCUUCGAGCAGCGAUCCCGUGAGUUCGGCGAGCUGCUGAUCCUUGACGACGUCAUCUCGCUUCACGCGGGAGAGGAGCCCUCGCCCGUCAUCUUUGCGUAUCCUCGGGACGCCGCCGACCGUCACUCCGGCGCCGAGAAUGACUACUUUGAGAGUUAUACCGCCGCGCAGAUUGACGCCUACGUCGACGCGGCGGUGCAGCACCUCCUCCAAUCCGGUCACGAGCCUAAACUCGGCCGCGUCGUGGGUAUACUGGGAAACCCAAACCUCGACUGGGUCGUCCACCUGUUCGCGCUGUCCCGUCUCGGAUACUGCGUCGCCAUGAUGUCGCUACGGCAAAAGCCCGUCGGCCUCGCCAGUCUGCUCUCCUCCGCCGGCGCCGACGCCGUCGUCCACGACGCCACCGAGGGCACCCCGGAACUCGUCUCCGGCAUCCUCGCGAUACAGCCGGCCUCCUCCUCCAUCACGCCCAUCCCAUUUGUCCCGCGCGCCGUCUACCAAGCCCCCCUCACCACCCCCCGGGCCUCGCGCUUCUUCACCCGCGAGGCGCAGAACAAGACCACCGCGAUCGUCUUCUCCACCUCCGGCUCGACCGGCCUGCCCAAGGCCAUCCCCUACCGCCACGCGCACCUCGCCCUGUCCAUCUUCACCUCCACCGAGCCGCUCCCCACGCUGCUCUCCUGGCCGCUGUACCACGGCUGGGGGCUGGGCGUCAUGCUCGGCGCUUUUUACUACGGCCAGCCGUGCCACGUCAUGGACACGCUCCCCGCGCUGACCGCCGCGGAGUUCGUGGCGGCGCUCGAGGCGGCUCGCCCGGCGUUCCUGCCGGCCGUCCCGCACAACGUGGCGCUCAUCGCGGACGAACCGCGCGGGCUGGCGUGCUUGCGGGCGGCGCGCUACGUGACGACGGGCGGCGCGCGGCUGCCGGACGAGCUGGGGGAGCGGCUGCUGGCGGCCGGGGUGAACAUCAGCACGACGAUGGGGAGCUCGGAGGCGACGCGCAACUUUGCGACGUCCAUGUACAGGCCGGAGGGGGAUGAGGCGUGGGAUUAUUUGGAGUUUGCGGGGGUGCUGCGGCAACACGUGAGGCUGGAUCCGGUGGAGGGUAGCGAGCCGCUGCACGAGAUUGUGCUGCUGGAGAGCUUCCCGGGGUUGGGGACGGAGUUGCGGACGGAGGACGUGGUGCGGCCGCAUGAGAGGAAGAGGGAUGCGUGGAAGUUUGUGUGCAGGGAGGGAGACUUUGUGGCGCUCAGCACGGGGCUGAAGUUGCUGGGGGCGCCGUUUGAGGAUAGGCUGCAGGCGAGUCCGCUGGUGGACGGUGCGGUGGUGGUGGGUGUCGGGCGUACGGCGCCGGGUCUGUUGGUGCUGCCGGCGGCGGGGACGGAGGAGGACGUGGAGGAGGAGGUGUGGAGGUUGGUGGAGGAGGCGAACGCGGUGGUGCCGGGACAUGCGGAGGUGACGAGGGACAAGGUCGGAGUGUUGCCGCGCUCGGCGAGGCUGCCGAGGACGGACAAGGGAAACGUGAUGCGGCAGAGGGUGUACGUCGAGUUUGCGCGAGAGAUUGAGGCUCUGUAUGCGUAG
This is a messenger RNA of Cordyceps fumosorosea ARSEF 2679, 1602 nucleotides long. RefSeq names its product AMP-dependent synthetase/ligase. The transcript is spliced from 2 exons. The record is from RefSeq and is a predicted model, not a curated record. Gene Ontology annotation, molecular function: medium-chain fatty acid-CoA ligase activity. Gene Ontology annotation, biological process: fatty acid metabolic process. NCBI's taxonomy places the organism in Eukaryota, Fungi, Ascomycota, Sordariomycetes, Hypocreales, Cordycipitaceae. Bases 1 to 1602 code for a protein of 533 amino acids.